AAAAGAAGGCCGCUCUUAUUCAAGAUAAGAGCUAGUAAAACAUUUGUAUUUUGGACUGCUGCUGUUGGUCUUUUUACUAGCACAUUCGUGCACUCAAUACUGUUUCCAUUAUCUCCAUUCAUCGUCGCUCGUAUACGAAAUUUGGAUAAAGAUGGGACGGAUUAUGCUACGUCCGCGGGCAUUACUGAAAAUAUAGAGAUGACUUCUCAUGAUACAGGCAUUUUAGUAGCUCUUUAUGCGGUCGGACUAUUAUGUGGAUCACCCAUUUUUGGUUAUCUGGGAGAUCGAAUUAAGCAAAGAAGACUGCCGAUGCUAUUAGGCACUGGAGCCUCAAUGGCUGCUAACGUUUUAUUUAUGGUUAGUACUACCUAUCCUAUGCUAUUGGUAGCUCGUUUUUUACAAGGUGCCUCUAAUGCUUGUGUCUGGACAAUGUGUCUAUGCCUAAUAGCUGAAAAUUGGCCCAAAGAAGAACUCGGCGUACAAAUGGGAAAAUUAGUAGGUUUUUAUCCGUUAGGCAUGAUGGUUGGGUUGCCUGUUGGUGGUAAGGCUUUCCCUAUAUUGUAUAGUGAAUUAGGACAUGCAGCGCCGUUUAUUGCAUCCAUGUGCUUGAGUGGUUUAGACAUGAUCAUGCGUCUUAUUUUGAUUGAGCGCUCAAGUGCGCCUCCUGAAUGGUUUUCCCAAGAUACAAAACCCGUCAUGUCGAUGCGUAUGGCUCAAGAAUGGGGCUUUGAUGCAGCUGGCUGUAGUCUUAUCGUUCUUGCUUUCAUGAUUCCGUCCAUUAUUGCUAGUCCCAUUUGCGGUUGGCUAUGUGAUCGUUAUGGUACGAAAAUUGUCGCUCUCGUCGCUUUGACUCUUGCUACACCCUCUUGCAUUAUGAUUGGCUAUCCAAAUGCGCAACACGGUCCUUUCUGGUUGUUAAUUCCUGUACUUACCAUGGGCGGUAUCAAUAUUUCAGCUUGCCAAGCCGCAGUCUACCCUGAGAUUGCGAAAGUUGUAGAGAAAGAAAACAAGAACCCCGCGCAUUCGUCUGACGGCCUAGCGAGGAGUUAUUCUCUUUUUAACGCCGCUUAUGCGAUC
Mycotypha africana is the source of this 1077-nucleotide messenger RNA. RefSeq names its product major facilitator superfamily domain-containing protein. The annotation marks the transcript as partial. Gene Ontology annotation, biological process: transmembrane transport. NCBI's taxonomy places the organism in Eukaryota, Fungi, Mucoromycota, Mucoromycetes, Mucorales, Mycotyphaceae. Gene Ontology annotation, molecular function: transmembrane transporter activity. The transcript is spliced from 5 exons. The record is from RefSeq and is a predicted model, not a curated record.